Alternaria triticimaculans is the source of this 861-nucleotide messenger RNA. RefSeq lists its product as uncharacterized. The record is from RefSeq and is a predicted model, not a curated record. Gene Ontology annotation, molecular function: protein binding. NCBI's taxonomy places the organism in Eukaryota, Fungi, Ascomycota, Dothideomycetes, Pleosporales, Pleosporaceae. The coding region runs from base 1 to 861 and encodes 286 amino acids. The transcript has 2 exons.
AUGGACAUGAUCAUGAACUCCCCACUAGAAGUUGAGCUAACUGCUGCUUUCAAGGGCCAUAUGACCCCCAAUGUCAUGAUCCAGUACGGACACCCAAACAAUCCCAAAUACCGCUUCCGCACUCACAAAGAUGUUCUCUUCAACUGCUCAGCGACCUUCAAGAGAAAGUUCAACUCCAGGGAACUAGACAUUGGAUCUACCAUCACUAUUUCUCAUGAAAACGUCGAAGCCAUAGAAGAUGUGCUACGCUACUUCUACCUCAAGACCUACGAUCCGGUUCUUCUCCCUUCGGCUCCGAUGUCUAGCAUGCAACAGCGCAGGAGGUUCGCCGCUCGUCACGCUGCCGUUUACGAUCUGGCACGUCAGAAGGUGUGCGGUGUCAGUGGCCUGGCUGAGCUCGUUCAUGGGCAGUUCCAGCAAGGCGCUGAUGACGCUCUAAAAUGGUUGGAUCAGCCAGGCAACAAUGCGGCAAAGAACGCUGUGAGACUGCUCCGCAUGUAUGUCAAUCUGAUCUACGAGAACGACGACGAUACUUGGGAGACGUUUGAGGGUCAAGAUAUACCCGACAUGAUCAAGUUUUGGCCUCUAAGAGGUUUGGUCUGCGAAACUGCAGCUAGGAUCUGGUUGAGAGCGCAGCGAUGGAAUGCAACGCCGGCUGCUGGUCAGAAUGGAGUCCAGGCACAAGGCGAAGAGGAGGUUGAGAUUAAUCAUGGCGACACAGGUGAGGACGUUGUGAAGAAAGAGCUCGCGAAGUUGUGCUGGAAGUAUGCGCAUUUCGCACAGGACUUUGCGAGGUGGAUGUUGAUCAAGGGAGAGGUAAGUAUCGCAUUGGGCCACAAUGUCAUGGGAAGGACUAGGUAG